AUGGCAGAGAGGUCGCACAAGAAGACCAAGACAGCGCCGGAAGACGGACAAAUCAAUAUGUCAGCAGAGGACGGCCGGCGGCGUACAGGAGGCAACAUGGCGGCUGAAUCCGACUUGCUCGCGAAGCUCGAGCGUCGUCAAACGACUGCUGAACAAGCGACGGAACUAGAGAAUGGUCCAAUCAAUCCGUGGACUGACAAGCCGCUAUCAAACAAAUACUUUGGCAUCCUAGAGAAGAGAAGAGAUCUCCCUGUAGCGCAGCAGCGGGAAGAGUUUCUCAAGAUGUUCCAUUCAACACAGAUCCUUGUCUUUGUCGGUGAGACAGGUUCGGGAAAGACGACACAAAUUCCACAGUAUGUGCUGUACGAUGACUUGCCACAACGUGAAGGCUUGAUGGUCGCAUGUACGCAGCCUAGGCGUGUGGCGGCCAUGUCUGUUGCACAGCGUGUGGCCGACGAGCUCGACGUAAACCUUGGUCAAGAGGUCGGAUACACUAUUCGGUUCGAAGACGUCACGAGCAAGAACACUGUGCUCAAGUACAUGACAGACGGUAUGCUUUUGCGCGAGGCAAUGAAUGACCACAUGCUCUCAAGAUACUCCUGCAUCAUUCUCGAUGAGGCGCACGAAAGAACGCUUGCAACCGACAUUCUCAUGGGCCUGAUGAAGAAGAUUGCGCAAAAUCGACCAGACCUCAAGAUUGUCAUCAUGUCUGCUACAUUGGAUGCUCAAAAAUUCCAAGAGUACUUCUUCAAUGCACCCCUGCUCGCUGUGCCAGGUCGAACUCAUCCUGUCGAAAUCUACUACACGCGUGAGCCAGAAAAGGACUACCUCGAGGCAGCCAUCAGAACAGUACUACAAAUCCAUCAAGAUGAGCCGGAAGGUGAUAUUUUGCUUUUCCUGACAGGCGAAGAGGAAAUCGAGGGUGCCUGUAGGAAGAUUAGCCUCGAGGGUGAUGAGUUAUUACGAGAAAGAAACGACUGUGGACCCAUCAAGUGCUACCCGCUGUACGGUUCAUUACCACCGCACAUGCAGCAAAAGAUCUUUGAGGCAGCACCGCCUCCACUCAAGGCUGGUGGCGUUCCUGGCAGAAAAGUCAUUGUAUCGACAAACAUUGCAGAGACCUCCCUCACAAUCGAUGGUAUCGUCUAUGUCGUCGACCCUGGUUUCAGCAAGCAAAAGCUGUACAAUCCUCGCAUUCGGGUGGAGUCUUUGCUCGUCAGUCCAAUCAGUAAGGCAAGUGCACAGCAAAGAGCUGGUCGUGCUGGUCGAACCAAACCAGGAAAGUGCUACCGUCUCUACACAGAAGGCGCAUUCAAGACAGAGCUCAUUGAGCAAACAUACCCAGAAAUUCUGCGUUCCAAUUUGGCGAGCACCGUGCUCGAGCUCAAGAAGCUCGGCAUUGACGAUCUCGUCCACUUCGACUUUAUGGACCCACCAGCGCCGGAGACGAUGAUGCGAGCACUCGAGGAGCUCAAUUACCUUGCGUGUCUGAAUGACGAUGGAGAUUUGACGCCCUUGGGUCGCACAGCAAGUGACUUCCCCCUCGACCCAGCGCUUGCCGUGAUGCUGAUUUCGAGCCCCGAAUUCCAUUGUUCAAAUGAAAUUCUCUCUCUUGUGGCAUUGCUCUCUGUUCCACAAGUCUUUGUCAGGCCCAACUCUUCUAAGAAGCAGGCUGACGAGAUGCGCAAGUUGUUUGCGCAUGAAGAUGGUGACCAUCUUACAUUGCUCAAUGUAUAUCACGCCUACCAAGACAAUGGUGGUACCAAGGAAUGGUGCUUUGAGUACUUCCUGUCGCAGCGUGCUCUGCAAAGUGCUGAUAAUGUUCGACGUCAGUUGCAGCGCAUCAUGGAGCGGCAUGAUAUUGACCUGGUCUCGACGCCUUACGAGGACAAGAGCUACUACGACAACAUUAGAAGGUCCCUCGUAUCGGGCUUUUUCAUGCAGGUGGCAAAGAAGACGGAGAAGAACUACUACAUGACAGUCAAGGACGACCAAAAAGUCCUGAUUCACCCAUCGUGCGGUAUUGAGCGGCAACCGGAGUGGGUUCUGUACAACGAGUUUGUCCUGACCAGCAAGAACUAUAUCCGCACCGUCACGACCAUCAAGCCGGAAUGGCUUCUCGAGGUUGCACCUACGUACUAUGCGCUCGAUGAGUUUGCCAAGGGCGAGAUCAAGACUGCUUUGACCAAAGUUAUUGGCAACCUGGGUCGAAAGCAGGCCUUUGCCGGAGCAAAGCGCAAGAAGUAGCCGCUGUAUCUAGAGCAAUCCAUAUCGAUGAACCCCUUCUUGGUCUUGUUCUUGUGC
Protomyces lactucae-debilis is the source of this 2304-nucleotide messenger RNA. RefSeq names its product putative pre-mRNA splicing factor RNA helicase. Gene Ontology annotation, molecular function: RNA binding; ATP binding; RNA helicase activity. NCBI's taxonomy places the organism in Eukaryota, Fungi, Ascomycota, Taphrinomycetes, Taphrinales, Protomycetaceae. The coding region runs from base 1 to 2247 and encodes 748 amino acids. The record is from RefSeq and is a predicted model, not a curated record. Gene Ontology annotation, cellular component: intracellular anatomical structure; spliceosomal complex. The transcript has a single exon.